AUGCUGGUGGUCCURCUCACAGUGGCCUUGCUGGCCCUGAGUCCAGCUCAGAGCUCCAGUGAAGAGGCCAUCUAUGAAGAUUCUCCUUCCUCCCUGUCUUCAGAGGUUGAGGACCUAAGCCAGAGCUCUGAACAAGUCCCUCACAGACCACCUCCUGGAGGAGGCCCACCUAGACCCCCCGCUGAUGGUGGCGAUGACAAUGAGGAUGAAGAUGAAAAUGGUGAUUCAGAGCAGGGACCACCCCAAGGAGGCAAUCCUCCUCGUCCUGAUGACCCACAGGGACGUCCACAAGAAGCAACCCAUCAGCGUCGUCGUCGGUCUCCUCAUCCUGCUAACCAGCAGAGACCACUCCAACAAGAAGAGCAGCAGCAGCAGCAGCUGCAGCAACCAUUUCGCCCUCUUCUUCCUGGUAACCAGCAGAGACCACUCCAACAAGAAGAGCAGCAGCAGCAGCAGCAGCAGCAGCAACCAUUUCGCCCUCUUCUUCCUGGUAACCAGCAGAGACCACUCCAACAAGAAGAGCAGCAGCAGCAGCAGCAGCAACCAUUUCGCCCUCUUCGACCUAGUAACCAGCAGGGACCACUCCAACAAGGAGGCCAGCAGCAGCAACAGCAGCAGCAGCAGCAACAGCAGCAACAGCCAAAUGGUCUUCCUCGUCCUGGAAAAUAA
Molecule: messenger RNA, 669 nt
Organism: Urocitellus parryii (Arctic ground squirrel)
Lineage: Eukaryota; Metazoa; Chordata; Mammalia; Rodentia; Sciuridae
Source: RefSeq, a predicted model, not a curated record